AGAUUCCAACCUACACUUUGAACCAUGGCAAGCAAACCGGUGUGGGAGCAGAUAGGUGCAGGCUUUGUGCAACAUUAUUACCAACAGUUUGAUUCUGAUAGAACCAAACUUGCUGACCUCUAUGUGAGUAUUUUCAUUUCAACACAUUUAGAGAUGUUUAAUGGUGUUUCAUGGACCAACCUUGUCAUCUGGAAACCUGGGGUGAAUCUCAAGUCUCUCGAUUCCUAGCCUCCUCCCCUCGGACUCUCCUCCAAAUAGCUCUUAAACUCUAGAAGGCAUUCUGCCUUCUCCCUACAGUUUUCAGCCAUUAGCUUCGCCCACGACUGGCUCAUGUGAACUACAAUCCCGACGCUGUGUUUAACGUUUAGAAAUGUCAAUAGUCAUCACUUGUGAUAAGGCUUUUGAAACAUAUGAACAUGGGCCCUUUCAUCGAGAGAAUUCUUCAAAUACAAAAAAACAUACUUACUGUAGCAGUUUUGCACUGAUCCAUACAGCUAUGGGUGCAUCCAUUCGACCAAACUACAGUUCCGCUACACUUCUCGAGUUACGCUUACACACAGGUGUGUAAGUCCUGUGUAGCUCAGUUGGUAGAGCAUGGCGCUUGCAACGCCAGGGUUGUGGGUUCGUUUCCCACAGGGGACCAGUAUGAAAAAAUGUAUGCACUAACUGUAAGUCGCUCUGGAUAAGAGCGUCUGCUAAAUGACUUAAAUGUGUUUGUGGUAAGCUAGAUAACACAGGUGGUCGCCUCUCGUUAUCCAUCUGUUAUCUGUAAACAAGCGCCGUAACAUGGAGAUAACCCUAUCAAGGUGUCAAUUUAACCUUUCGUUUUUAGAAAAUUAUACGGUCCUUGUGCUUCCAAAACCAUACCACAAGCGAUGCGUGUUAAUGUUCAGAUUAAGCGUCGGGGCUCUUAACAAAACUCCCCCGUAUAGAAGACGCCUUCGUCCAAUGACUAAUGUGUAAUGGAACUAAGAGUCAUGAUCAAGGGCUAUCCUCCAAAGUGCUUUGAGAAAGUGGCAUGGAUGAAGAGGACAAGGAAUCAAGGAAAUACUUUUGAGAUGGACCCCUGGGGUGUAUUCAUUAGUCGGAUUCCGUUGCGAAACGUUUGUGUUGGUAAACGUUUUGCAAUGGAAACAGUUUACGCCAAACGGAAAAUGUUUUGCAACGAAAACAAGAGUUUCUAUUGGACAAAUUUGGGUAGGUUCCUCCCCGUUCCUAGAGUAAAUGCUAAAAACGUUUUGCAAGGAAUCCAACUAAUGGAUACACCCCUGCUCAUGUUGUUCAGUGUCUAACUGAUAUGAUUUCAGUGAGAGCUCACUGUCUCAAUAAAUGACUGAUGUGUGUCUCCAGACUGAUGCGUCAUGUUUAACAUGGGAAGGAGUUGGUUUCCAGGGGCACAAAGCCAUUAUGGAGAAAAUCACUGUAAGUGACUUCUUCGUUUAAGCUUCACUUCAUCAAACUAAUUAUAAUGCAUAACCUAAUUUUUUCACAUGGUACAGACAUAUAGACCUCUUAUUGUCACUCUUACUGCAGAGCUUACCGUUCCAGUCGAUCCAGCACAGCAUCACCGCACAGGACCACCAGCCCACGCCAGACAGCUGUGUGAUGAGCAUGGUGAUGGGACAGCUCAAGGUAGGUCGUUUCAAAAGUAGUGGAUGCACGUCCAGUGACUUGCUGGCGUAACAGAGUUCAUACCAAAAACUCACCCACAGCUUGGGAUGGUGUCAGUGAUUUGCAUCCUUUUGUGGUGUAUAUGUUUUCAAGUUGGUGGUCACGUGUGUUAACUGUUUUUGCGAGGCAGAGGAUCGUAGUUCAAGCCAAGUCAGAGGCAAGUGGAGGGAGGAAAUUAAGCUGCUAAGCUAGCACAGUGACACCGGUUACACUGGGUAUUGCUAUCCGCACACUAGGGCUGAAACGGUGCGCAUUAAAUUGCGGGAGCAUUCAUCAGUGUCUUUAUUUCACUGCUGAACAUGGAAGGAGCUGCUCCUGUUUUUUAAUUUUAAUAGCACCUGAAGACGCUUGUUGAGCUUAAAGGGAUACUUUGGGAUUUUGGCAAUGAAGCUGUUUAUUUACUUCCCUAGAGUCAGAUGAACUCGUGGAUACCAUUUUUAUGUCUGCGUUAGCAUAAUGACGAAGUCUAUGGUAUCUGCUAGCAUGCUAGUAGAGACAUAAAAAUGGUAUCCACAAGUUAAUCUGACUCUGGGGAAGUAAAUAAACAGUUUCAUUGCCAACUUCCCCAAGUAUCCCUUUAACUGUAUUAAACUUUAAAGAAAUAAAAUCGAUGGUUCCUAUUAUGGUUAAUUUCUACUGUAUGCAAUGUAGUGGAGUAAACUAUUUGUAGAGGAUGAUCUUCAUCUUUUCAUUAAAAAGGCUGACGCGGACCAGGUGAUGGGGUUUCAACAAACUUUCCUGCUGAAGAACGUGGACAACAAAUGGAUCUGCACAAAUGACAUGUUCAGAUUGGCACUACAUAACUUCGGAGCGUAGGAGGAAAUGGAAGGAUCACGUACAUUCCACAGAGAGAGUUAGCUUUUUAUAUUACAUUUCAACUUUACAUGUAUGUGUUUUGUUAGAGAAUGCUUGUCAGAUUCUUUUGUCUUCAAUAAAGUAAUGUUAACCCAUUUUAAAAGACUGUGUUCUGGACAGUUAACUGCAGACUGUUACAGUGGUGGUGAAUGAUGCACAGGAACACAACAUAAUAAAUUCAUUCCCAAAUACAUUUGGUACAAUUUGCCUUAUUCUGUUAUUCAAACUAUCCC
This is a messenger RNA of Coregonus sp. 'balchen', 2759 nucleotides long. Lineage: Eukaryota; Metazoa; Chordata; Actinopteri; Salmoniformes; Salmonidae. The record is from the annotation of a GenBank genome assembly.